This is a messenger RNA of Cyanistes caeruleus (blue tit), 5011 nucleotides long. NCBI's taxonomy places the organism in Eukaryota, Metazoa, Chordata, Aves, Passeriformes, Paridae. The record is from RefSeq and is a predicted model, not a curated record.
AUGACAGCAGGAUGGGAUUAUUUUUUCCCCCACAGUACAGGAAAGUGUGCAAUGUAAAACAUCCCAGAUAAACAGUAGAUCAUGGUGUUUACAGAGCAUGUUUCUUUCAGGUCACAUGCUUGAAUGUGACUCAGUGUUGUAUCAUCAGAAUCUGUUAGUCUGUUGUGGUCAUUACACUGACUCAUUUUAGGCUGACUGAUUUAUUCCCACCUUAGGAAGUCAGUGACAGUGAACCCUGGAGCUGGCAGUCUCACUAGCACAGCAAAGGGAGCUUUUGUGAGCGCCCUGCAAUUCUUAAUUUUUCUAUACAUGUGAUGAACUCUGGAUCCAGCUUCUUCAGAACCACAGAUUCUAUCUGCUAAAGACUUCAAACUGCUUCUUCAAUAAGAAGCUGCUGUCAGAUGUUAGUAUAAAACAUAGGAAUGUAUGUAUUAGGAAAAUGGAAAAGGAAAAAGGAGAAAUAUGUGAAGAUGGUACUUCAGUGAUUAGACUGAUGGAAGAAAUUAUCAGUUUCUUCACAGUUACAAGUUGUGAAUUUAGAAACACGGAGCUAGAAACUUUUGAUUAUUGAGGCAAGGCCUCAGAAUCACAGUCCUUACGCCCCCUGUUAGUGACAAACUGGCCAACCUUGUUGUAAAAUGCAGUAAAAAUGCAUCUACUUUUUAUGCAUCUACUUUUAUUUGAAAGCUGUUACAGAAACUUGCUCUGCAGUUUCAGGCCUUCUAAAUUUCAGUUUUAAAUGGAUGGAUGUUUGAUUAUGCUUUAUUUUGGUCUUAACCACUUCUCAUUUGACUUAAAAGUUAUUUGGUCUCUCAAGUGUUUGAAUCACCACUGUAUUUUUUUUCUUUCUUUUAAAAUACAGGGGGUUUCUAGUCAUCCUCCCUGUGCCUGUUCAUUUUGGAGUCUGUUCUUGGUUAGAAUUAGCCAAACAGAAUGUGUUCUGAGUCUUAUAAAAUUACAUCAAUAACAGAAAGCAUCCUAUGUCCUGCCUUUUUGUCACUGCAUCAUCCUGUCAUUAUUGUUACCCCCUGUGAGAAACAGAUCCCUUCAGAUGUGUCAGCUUACUUUGCUCUCAAAUGGCAAACUCAUAGCAGCUGCAAUUCUCAUUUGCCCCAAGCGCAUUACUUUGUGUCUGGUUAUUGCACAUCAUCUCCUUUCUACUUCUCCAAGCCUCAAAUUUAUGUAGUUUUGCUUGUAUCAUGCUCCUUUUCUCUGAACUGAAAAACUAGUUGUCAGAGAUGCUAUCUUGUGCACAUUGCAAAGUUCAGCAGCUUGGGAGACAGUGCCUGGGAGCUGAUGUUCAGGAAGACUCUCCUGAAGCAAACUGCAGAAAUGAUACUCUCAUUCAUUUGCAAAAACACAUGGCUGUUGACCUCUUCUGGAGGUCUAAUACUGUGUUCAAGGUUUGAAAUAGUUAUUAGUCAUACACUGCUAAGAGCAGAAUGGGGGGUUGAUAUUAUUAUUAUUCAGGCCUUGGACCAGAAUUUACAUGAAGUGGCCACGCUGCAAAGAGUGGAAUCAGUGUUUGUUCUUGAGCUGUCUUAUUGCAGUGUAUGGUUCUGAAUGUGUGUGCAACUAACACUGAGCAUAUGCCCUCUACUUGCAGGGAAGUAGUACAGGCAAAUUGUGUCCGCUGGAAGAAAAAGUUCUUCUUUAUGUGUAAGAUCAGUGCCAGUGCCACAACAGGGAUUCUGGAUACUUGCACUUGCAGGGUGUCUGUAAGGAAGGAAUUAAAAGGAGGAAAGGCAUAUGCAAAGCUGGGAUUUGCAGAUCUAAAUCUAGCAGAGUUUGCUGGAUCGGGAAAUACCACUCGUCGCUGUUUACUGGAAGGUUACGAUACCAAAAAUACAAGACAAGACAACUCCAUUCUCAAAGUUUUGAUCAACAUGCAGUUGAUGUCUGGAGACCCGUGCUUUAAAACGCCUCCUUCCACAGCAACAUCUAUAGCAAUUGCUGGAGAAUCAGAGUCUUUGCAUGAAGACAGGAAAGGUGGAGAAAACUUACAAGUAGCACAUCUGGGUAUAACAGACGUCUCAUCGAAGAGUGCCUCAGUCCCAGAUGAACUUGGUGCAUGUGGACAUUCCAGAACAUCAAGCUAUGCAAGUCAGCAAUCAAAACUGUCAGGAUAUAGCACAUGUCACUCUAGAUCAUCCAGUCUGUCUGAACUCUGCCACAGGAGAAACACCUCAGUGGGGAGUACCUCAGUGGGAAGUACCUCAACAGGAACUGGAAGUAUUCUAGAGCCAUGUGAAGAGUCAGAGACAAAAGUAACUGAAACUGAUAUUGACACAUCUGUUGAAGAUGCACCACCAGAAAAACAAUGCAGACAUCCUGUAAAGCAGGACUCUGUGGAGUCACAGCUGAAGAGGGUUGAUGCUACCAGAGUUGAUGCUGAUGAUAUAGUUGAAAAAAUACUCCAGAGUCAAGACUUCAGUUUAGACUCAAGUGCAGAAGAAGAAGGUUUAAGAUUAUUUGUGGGCCCUGGUGGAAGCACUUCUUUUGGAAGCCACCAUCUACCUAACAGAGUAGGAUCUGGAGCAUAUGAGCAGGUGGUAAUAAAACGCUAAACUGGAAUGUCAAAUGAGGAAAACUUGGAGCUCUGAUGUUGAUACUUCUGGUACUGUUUGCUGCAAGAGCUGAGAAAGACAAAAUGAACUCAAUGCAAUCUUUUUCUGAAAAGUAGAGGAAUGCCUCUUGCUCAUAGAGCAUCAUCUGUGGUAUGAAGGCAAUGUUUAGCUGUGUACCUUGUGAGAGCACUUAGACCAUUUUUGUAAGCUCUGUCUGAUGUUAGUGGAAUUACUUAAUUUCUGUGAAACAUCUGUGGAAGCAUGUCCCAUUUCAAUAUUUUAUAUGUGAGAUCACUUGUGAUGAUGGACUUUGUUUGUAAUGUUGUUUCUAAAGAAACUUCUGAAAGUUGGUCUUAAAAGAACCAGAAAAAAGUAAUUACCGAAUUUUAUCCUACAUGCCAUUUUAUUUUUACAACAGCUAAUUACUCCUCUCAGUUCAGUUUUUAUCAGGUCAAAGUUAUGGCUUCCAGAAAAACAGGCCACCUACAGCAUAACUAAAAGCUUAAGAGUACUGAGUAGAACUUCAUUGUAAGGUUCAACAGAAGAAGUGAACACCAUGUACAUUUGAAACAAACCCCCAAAACUAAAUAGAUCUAAACCAGACACUAAUCAGUUAUGUUAACUGUAAAUUAAGGAUACUGGUUUAAAUAUAUCAUAUGUGACUUUUUUUUUAUUCAAGUGAUGAAACAAGUGGGAUUCCACACCAAAACACUAAGGCACAGUAGUGUUUUAUCAAGAAAGCUGCCUUGAUUGUUAAAUCUGGAGUUCAGCAGCUGCUCCCACAGAAACUCACUAAGAUAAUGCAUGAACAUUGAGAUUCAAUGGGAUGGUACUGUUUACAAACCAAGUCAGUAGUUUACCACUUAAUUUUUUAAAUUGUAGUUUAAUCUUUCACAGUCAGUGCUUUGCUUCUGUUUUGAAUGUGCCUUGCGGGAUUGGGGGUGUACAGGGAGAUUAAACCAUUUACUAAGGAAUUUAAGCUUUAAAACUAGGUAAACAUCUAUACUAUUAUUAAUAUAACUUGUUGAGAGAAGCACUUUAUUGUAGACAUACUCUGCACACUGAAAAAGUCUUAGUGCGCAACAGCUCUGUUGAACACUUCUUUUGCUGUCUGUCCACUGUUACAUUAGGUCAAUGUACUGUAUUUAAAUUUGCACAAGUAGUGAUUUGCCUGACAGGCAAGAAAGAGCUCUUUAAAUUUUCAUUGAAAAUAUGAAAGAAUCCAUUUUUAAAGGGAUGCGUUGGGUAACAAAUAAUGGUAAUUGUAAACCACAAAUUACUUAAAUGCUUUACAUUUAGUGGUACUGUUUAUCAGUAAUGGCCUGGAAUAAAUAAAAAUAGUGCAGCCACUUCUGAAAGCUCAGAUUUUUCUUUUUUUUUGAAAGCUUCAAAUUUUGCUCAGAGUGAUGUUUAACACCUUAUGGAUGUAAAAGUAGGCCAUAUUUAAUAGGUUAAAUUAGGAAAAGCAGACUUUGUUUUCCAGAAAUCCAUAGUAGAGUUAUGAAAUUUUUAUUUGUAUUUUUAAGGAAAUUUCAGCUCUCAAAGCUAGAAUGCUUCUAUUGAAUAUGAUGAAUAUGAGCUAUUUCUCAGUUUAGGUAUUUACAUACUUUUAUUUCUACUGUUGAUUAUAAUUUCUUUAGAGUGUCUAAUUAGGUAAAAGAAUUAAUACUAAGAUUCUAUUUUUAGCUGCUCUUACUAGAAGUGUGGUAUUAUCAGUUUCUGUUCUCCACAGGAAUUUUACACACAAACUACUCAACUGCUAACAACUAGUAACAACUCUCUAUCGGAACAUUAUAGUCUUCUUUCCUGUUAUAUAACGAAUUCAUACCAAAAAAUCCCACUGCAAGCAAAAGAUAUCAGAAAUCUAAAUACAUUCUUUGCUUUCAGUACUCCUUGAUACUGCUAUACUUGUUGACAAAUCUAUUAUAACUAGUAGUAGUUAAAUGGUAGUUUACUUACAUCUACUAGGAAAACAACAAACUACAAAACAGACUUCUAAAAAACACUGUACAGCUACUUAUGUAAUUCUCAAGGGAAUUUCCAUAGCCCAUUGCAUUUUAUGUUAACCAGCAUAGCUAAUGGUCAUCUAUUAGAUAAUUUGUUUACUAGAAACAGUAUUUUCUUGCCUGAGCAGAUCUUUUAAAUAAUAGGGAAGUUGACAUAGAAAUACAGCUUUUCAUAAAACUGUAUCUUAGUAAUUUAUUCUUCGGACUUGACUUACAACUCUUUGUGAAGUGAUAAUCUAAUUGUGCAUCAUGUAAGUGAAAAAUAACCUUCACAUUCAGGUGCUGUAUUUUCAUUUUUGUAAACUAUGUUAUAUGAAUACUGGAGACUUCCAUGUUGUAAACUGUUUGGGAUGUAUUGGUGGAUUAUGUUUUUUUAACUGUAUUUAAAUACAAAUCUCUCAGACAUUCAAUAAACUCAUGUCUUCAGCUUGGAAUCCA